AUGACCCUCACCGGCCACUGUCUCUGCAAAGCCGUCACCUACACGGUCGACGUCGACAAACCUCUCCUAACCGGCUACGACCACUGCGACGACUGCCAGCGCCAGUCCGGCUCGACCUACUCCCUCGUCUGCGUCGUCCCCAAGGACAAGCUCUCGGUCCAGGGCCCGCUCAAGAAGUGGAAAGGCGUGGCCGACUCGGGCAACGCCGUCUACCGCUGGUUCUGCGGGGAGUGCGGCUCGCCCAUCGCCCACGACCCGGACGCCGCGCCCGACAUCAUUGCGCUCAAGGGCGGCUCGCUGGCGACGGAAAUCAAGAAGGGCCUGAAGCCGGAUACCGAGAUCUGGACCGUCAGCAAGCUGCCGUUCUGCCAGGAGCAUCUGGCUAAGCCGUUCGAGCAUAUGCCGCAGUGA
Parathielavia appendiculata is the source of this 411-nucleotide messenger RNA. RefSeq names its product carbon-sulfur lyase-like protein. The transcript has 3 exons. NCBI's taxonomy places the organism in Eukaryota, Fungi, Ascomycota, Sordariomycetes, Sordariales, Chaetomiaceae. The record is from RefSeq and is a predicted model, not a curated record. The coding region runs from base 1 to 411 and encodes 136 amino acids. Gene Ontology annotation, molecular function: carbon-sulfur lyase activity.